This is a messenger RNA of Arachis ipaensis, 414 nucleotides long. NCBI's taxonomy places the organism in Eukaryota, Viridiplantae, Streptophyta, Magnoliopsida, Fabales, Fabaceae. The record is from RefSeq and is a predicted model, not a curated record.
AUGUUUACGCGCCUCGACGAAGUAGCAAAACGGGGCUUAGUGUUGAGUAGCGUUGAAUCUUUCAUCCAAAAUCCAUCAUCCGCUCUUGAUGCUCAAGAGAAUCGCCACUCUCUACACGUAGCAGACUGGGUUUCGGGUACAUGCAACGGGUUGGUUUGUGUGGCCCAUAUGCUUUGGCAACCCAACAACGAUAUUAGCGAUAUCUGGUUACGUUUAUGGAACCCUCUCACACAGUGCUUACGUGUCAAUGUGCAUAAUGCUUUAGGGUUUGGGUAUGAUGAGUCAAGUGACAGUUACAAGGUAGUGACUGUCAUUCGGGAUUCUUCUGGAACAGUAACUGCGCAAGUUUAUAGCUUCGGUGGCAGUUCUUGGAAAGACGAUCAACAGUUUCCCUGCUUUUCCGUUUUCUAUUGA